GUCCUUUGCUGCACAGGCGGUCCGAUGCAGAAACAUUGAAAAGGCUGUGCGUGUAAACACAACUUUUGUAGCAUCCUUAUCGCUGACGCCGUAUAAGUUGGCUUAUAGCUUAUUACAUACACUUCGUGCCGACUUGAAUAUGCACAUCCUGCUGUAAAACACAAAGUGCUCAUUCAUUCGCCAUUGAAACUUGAUUGAACAUGAGUUGUACGGUGCCCGAGCCCGGCGCAAGUGUUGACGGCGAUGACCGGUGGUUGUGCUUGCACAAGUUAUUCUUGGCGGAAGGGACGGAAAAGGAGCCGGACGUAGUCGUGCUCGGUGACUACACCGUAGCGUUCCUUCAGCAGUCCGAGGUGUGGGAAAACUACUUUGCGCCCCUGCACUGCUUGAACUUCGGCAUCCCUGAAGACCGAAUCGAGAAUGUGCUUUGGAGAAUCGAGAACGGAGAGCUCGACAACAUCAAAGCCAAGGUUGUUGUACUCUCUGUGGGUUCCAACAAUAAUACAAGUCCUCCCGAGGCCGUUGCCGAAGGAAUAGUGACUUGCACAACAGCCAUCAAGUCUCGCCUUCCCGAGGCACAAGUGGUCGUCUUGAAGUUGCUACCCUGCGGCCAGCACCCAAACUCUCAACGUGACCGGCGACGCCAGAUCAACGAGCUGCUGGCCAAGGCAUUGAAGGGCCAACCACAGGUUCAGCUGGUGGACUUGGACCCGGGUCUGGUGCGCCCCGACGGCACCAUAGGCUACCACGACAUGUUUGAUUUCUUGCACCUCAGCCGGCAGGGCUAUGUGUCCACCUUCGAACCGUUGGCCGACCUGGUCGCUCAGCUUUUGAGGGAGGCUGCGGGCGCCGGGGACACUCCUGUGGCUGCCUCUUAGGUGCGCUGCGAGAUGGAGAUGACCCAGUGGCAUUUUUCCGCUACCGCCUCGCAUUGAUAUUUGUGGCAGCGAAAACGCUGCUUUGCCCGCAUACCUCCCUUGCUUGUGAUGCACCGAUAGCUUUCAAAGGACGUUAAAAAAAAAGAAAAAAACGUUCAUUCACUUUACAAUCAUAGCCUAAUAUUUAAAAACUGAAUCUGCGUAGGUUUGGGUAGAAAAUAUAGCUAAUUUGCUGAGAAAGUGUUAGCCUUUCGUACGCUUGCACACCAAGAGCUGGGCCCAUGGCGUUAUUGUGAAAUGGCAAAUUUAAAGAUUUCAGUGUAUAUUUGUAGCUUUCAUGAGCUGCUUUCUUCGAGUGCAAUGUGAUUAUUUUAUUAUUACUUUUUUGAUGUUCAGCUGGCGCAAAGAACAUUAGAACAUUCAACUCUACAAUGUGUGUCGCAGCUUGUGUAGAAAUGGCAAGUGGCAAAGCCUACUAUCAUUUACAUGUUGUGUGUCUUCAUGCUUUGUCUGCCUGUUUUGUGCACGCCAGUCUGAGCUUUACAUGGUAUUUCUAUUUAGUGUUCCCUAUUAAAUCAUUUUUGAGGCGCUGAUUCCGUGGCAGGUCUGCCAAGAGGAGUAGCCGAUCUUAUUACCACCUCCAAAUCCACUUGCAAGUGCAAGUAAUGCACUGGAAUUUCGAGGCGUUUGUCUGUAUUGUCACGACCAACGUACUCUCACUUGCGUCUGGAAAACCAAUUCUGUCAUUUCGUGUCUCUUUUUCUGAUGUCGAAUGCAUUGUUGGCUUCGAGUCAUUUCUGCACAAGCUGUCUUGUAAUGAACUUGCAAGUGCUGUUGUCUCUGAAGCUAAUCGCUGUCCAUCUUUCUACCGUUUUCUCUGUUGAAAGCUCGGUGCCCGCUAGUUUUUUGUGAGGAAUGCUGUGUCGUGCUGAUAGUGCACGUGCUGUUCACAAUCUGGGUGUAUCGAGCAUGCAGUGUCAGAAGAAAGGAAAGGCAGGUGACUGUUUUCUUUGUGUGACAUUGAAAGUGCACGACCACAUGACCGAUUGACCGCGUAUCUUCACAGCUGUGUAGUGGAACCGGCACUGCCAUUGACCACACAGAUUCAUAGGACUGCUGUGGGCCGUGUUUGCCUUGGGGCCGUGCAGGUCAAAUUUUGGGCCGACGAGAACGGGCUUGUCUUCAGUGUUUCCCAGGCAGAUUCGAAUCAUUUUAAAGAUGUUAUUUCUCACAGAGGUCAGAGAAAAAAUUAUUGCGCAUUUGGCACGUUUUAUACUUUUACGAGUUUGUAAGACGAGGCCUCUGCAUUACGUGUUAGUGGCAUAAAGAAAGCUUUCAAUUAAAGUUUCAUGGGUCUCAUGAUGCUUUGAGUUUCAGGGGACUAAUUUGUUGGUAUGAUUGCUUUACACAAUUGGCAGUUUUGAUGGUAUGUUUGCAUUGUGCAAGUUGCAGCGAGUGUUGGGAUUGACUGGCAGCCCUAAUGAACUGCAUUUUUUUCCCCUUGGAUUUUAAUAAUUUCAAUUCCUUGAUGGUCCAUUGUAGCACAUCUUCCUCUUGUUUUUAUGCUGCUGCAAAAUGACCCUACUCCUUGAUUUCACAAUGUCUUUCAGCAUCUCUCGGGCAGACCAACCUACUGUAAUUUGAGAAUGCUCCCCUACCUUGGGGCUUGCAUAUUAAAGUGCACUUUUAGGUUAGGUAUUAGUAUAUUCAAUUUUAAAAAAUAUUGUGCAAGUGGUUAUCUGUAUGUAGCUUAUUUAUUGUUACAAUGCUCCUUGCGUUAGGUGUGUGACUGCUGUUCGAUGUUGUCUCACAUAAAAAGCGGACAACAGAUGGCCCUUUUGGUUUCGCUGCUUGUUAGUGGUAAACAUUUAGUUAUGGUUGGUAGCUAUGAUGUGCCGUCAGUUCAUUUAGUGAGUAAGCCCGAUGCUGAAGCUUGCUUCACCAAUGAGCAUUAAUUUUUUUGUUAAUUUUUGGUGCACUCUGAUUGUAAAUAUGUGAGGGUGUUGGUUGCCUAUUGAUGGCCUGAAGAGAUACUUCACUGCUAUAUUGUACAGCGCUUUGUGAAUCUGACUUGCAGGCAGUUGAAUCAUGUGUUUCAGCAUAAUUUUUGUGUGUAUCGGCCUUUAGCGCUACUUUGCGGUAGGAUUGCUGCAUUCAAUUCAGUUUAAAUGUGUGUGUAAGGUUGUGUUGUGUGUUAUUGCAGUGUGCAAGAUGAAGAUUUUCAAUAUUUUGGGGGACUAUCUUAUGGGCUGUUGCCCUCCGCACUACUUGUUCUUGAGUGGUAUCCGAACCUAUCGGGACAGCUACUGUUUGACGGCCAUGUGAAACGGGACGUAAAAAUAACUUUCCUUUAUCUGUGACAAGUGUGAUGGCAGUGCCUUUGAUGUUGCAUCUACAAGGUAUUGUAAUAAACUUCCUAAAGCCUGAAAGACA
This is a messenger RNA of Rhipicephalus microplus (southern cattle tick), 3311 nucleotides long. It is a transcript of the gene Paf-AHalpha, whose product is annotated as Platelet-activating factor acetylhydrolase alpha. NCBI's taxonomy places the organism in Eukaryota, Metazoa, Arthropoda, Arachnida, Ixodida, Ixodidae. The record is from RefSeq and is a predicted model, not a curated record.